Lecanosticta acicola is the source of this 5478-nucleotide messenger RNA. The record is from the annotation of a GenBank genome assembly. NCBI's taxonomy places the organism in Eukaryota, Fungi, Ascomycota, Dothideomycetes, Mycosphaerellales, Mycosphaerellaceae.
AUGCCCUCCCAGCAGCGCGUCUCCAAAGCCGGAACGCCAGCCGCCAGAAUGUCGCCAGCAAGCUCAUUCCAGCCCAUCAAUACCUCGCGCGGCUCUCCUGGAAAUGCAAGCCCGGCCGUCGCUUCCCAACAGCAGACCGGAACACCGCCGGCCAGGGUCGUGGCUCACGCUCCACAAGCAGCACCGCAAAGUUCCGCACCUGCAACUCACCCUUCAACCAACACCGACGUCGCCAUGCUCGACGCCACCUACGGGACGCGCUCACGCAACCGGACCAACACACGUCCUAAUUAUGCCGAAGACCAGGACAUGGACUUCGAGUUCUCAUCCGCAGCCACGACGACAUCCAAAAAGAAAGCCGCCGAUGCGCCGCCUCCUCUGCAGACGACGUCCCUUCAAGCAGUCAACGUUGCGGGCCCCUCCAACAAGGAGUCCACCCCGACCAAUUCUGGCGCCGGCACGGCGACUUCCAAGAAACGCAAGGCUCCAGCUGCAGCUCUGCAGCAGACAGCGGCAGCCUCAUCGAUUCCUCCUCCAGCCGCUGUCCGGAAAUCGGGCGCGUCCGCCUCCUCGGCCAUGGCACGUGAGACGAACGUCAUGACCUUUUCGAAGCACCGAAAUACUCUGAACAAGAAAGGCGAGCUCGUAGCUGACGACGGGACGAAAUUGAGCGUAAAUGGUAAGCACUACCUCCCCUGCAUGCUGGAUUUCGAAGUUGCAAGGCUUCCAAACGCCAGACCCCGCCCACUUCCGCUUCCGCGACAAUCAUCAGGUUUCUCACUCUGAUCAUUGGUAGAUCACGUGUACCUUGUGUGCGAACCGCCAGGGGACCCGUACUAUCUUUGCCGCAUCAUGGAGUUCCUCCGUGUCGACUCUGACAACCCAAAUUCGCCAAUCGACAGUCUACGAGUCAAUUGGUACUAUCGUCCACGUGAUGUACAACGAUUCAGCUCCGACACCCGACUGGUGUACGGCACGAUGCACUCUGAUAUGUGCCCCAUCACAUCUCUACGAGGCAAGUGCACGAUCAAGCAUCGUUCCGAAGUCGAAGACUUGGAAGCCUACCGCAAAGAACGGGACUCUUUCUACUUCGUGCAGGUCUUUGAUCGCUUCAUCCGACGAUCGUACGAGUGCAUACCGGUCCAGCAGAUUGUUAACGUUCCCGACAAGGUCAAGAAAGCAUUAGACGAACGAUGGAAAUUCGUCGUUGUCGAGAUCGGCCGUGUCAAGGAGCUUACCAGCGCUGCAAAGUCUUGCAAGCGUUGCGCAAAAUACGCUGCCUCGAGCGAUUCGGUUGAUUGUGCGAUUUGCAAGAAUUCGUACCACAUGAAUUGCGUGCAGCCACCUCUCCCCAAGAAGCCAUCUCGCGGUUUCGCAUGGGCUUGUGGCCCUUGCAGUCGAGCAUCGGAGCGUGAAAUGGAGGCUCGCAACACACCCACGCGCAGUGGCGACGCCACCGAAGCCGAAGAAGAGGUCAUCGAAGAAGAGCAGAUUCCGACCGCAUCUAAUGACACGACGCGUGCGCCUAGUCCGAGCGGCGAUGACAUGGUCAUAGAUGACCAUCCCGCCACUCAGGCCGAGAUUGCGCUGGCGAAGAUGUGGCCCAUGAGGUACCUUGGAAUUCACGCCAGAGUAGAGGAUGCUCUACAGUACGACGAUCGAGCUAUUUAUCCUCGAGCCAGUUCUCGGCUAGGCCCAAGACAUCAAGCAAACGUGAAUAUGUGGCACGGUCGCCCCGUAGAGCUUGUGAAGCCUGCCGAGAUCAAGAAGCGAUACAACAAAGGCACUACGGGAAAGAAGGAGAACAAGCUAACGAAAGAGACGCUUGCCGCCAUGGAAGCGGAGCGCGAAGAGAAGGCCAAACGCCCUAAGUGGGUUCAAGAUGAGCCUCCAGGGUAUGUUGCGCGUGGCGAAGAUUAUCCAAACGAUGAUCCGAGGUGCACUGCCAAACUCAUGUUUGAAAUGCCAUCGGUUGAGAAAUAUCCAAAAUCCGUCGCGGGCGACCCGGCGAAAGAUACGCCAACACGGCAGGUCACAUUCGUCGAUCAGUAUGUCCAUCGCGCCAAGGGUCUUGCGCGGGCAGUCGGGGUGCCUCCGUUUGGCACGAACUUUCUCGACAAGGCAUUGGAGAUUUUUGCUGCCAACAAAUACAAUCCAGAUGCGGCUUUGAAGCAAUUACAAAAGAUCGACCGGCGUGCGGAUUUGCACGAACCAGUGCUAAGCAAAUCGGAUCUUAUCAAAUUCGAAGAGGGUGUUGCAAAGUACGGCUCAGAACAUCGCCUGAUCCGUUUGCACAUGAAGACCAACCUCCCACACUCUGACAUUGUGCGCUUUUACUACCUCUGGAAGAAAACCCCAAAGGGUAGGGAAAUUUGGGGCAAUUACGGUGGUCGGAAGAAGCGCAAAGUCGAGAGUGACGCGGGCGCUCGAUUGCAAGCUGAAGUUGCGAAUGAUGUUGACGAUUCGGCGUUCGACAACGACAAAGCAGUGCGAAAGAAUCGCAGCUUCCAGUGUAAGUUCUGCAGCACUCAGUAUUCGCGCCAAUGGCGACGAGCUCCUGGCGUAUCCCCUGGGCAAACGGCUGCAGCAGACAAGGUCGCAAGUAAGGAUCAGCGUCCACUGCUUGCCUUGUGCCUAAGAUGUGCUGGUCUUUGGCGAAAGUACGCAAUCCAAUGGGAAGAGAUCGAUGAGGUCGCAAAGAAGAUCUCCGCGAACGGUGGACGGGCAUGGAAGAAAAAAAUUGACGAAGAACUCUUGCGCGAGCUGCUGGCUGCUAACGACCCAGCGAAUCAGCCUCCACCGGAACCGGCGAUGAUCGCGGGUGCACCGGACGGCGCGGAACCGCCCAAGAAGAAGUCCAAGACUGAUAAAGAUGGCGGACAAGCUGCUGUUGCUGCUGCAAAGAAGGAAAAGCCACCUCCACCACCCAAAGAGCCAACUCCGCCACCACCACCCAUCAUCCCAGCUCAGCCGACGUGGAAAGUCUUACCUUGCGCGAUUUGCAAGGAUAUCGGGAAUACCAUCUCUUGCGCUCAUUGCAAGCUCACGCUACACAGGCGCUGCUUCGGCGUGGGUGAAACUGAUGGUGUCAGACAGAAUGGCGAGGUACACUGGGUUUGUGAGCAGUGCCAAAACGAUCGUAAUCCGACCGUCUCGACGGACUACUCCUGCUGCUUGUGCCUAACGGAAGAGACACUUGUGGAUCUCGUAGAGCCGCCCAAGGUUUCCCACAAGAAGAAGACCGACCGCGAACGAGAGAAGGAGCGACUCGAGAAGGAGCUCUGCGACAACAUGCGCGCCGAGUAUCGCAACAAGCAAAUUUCUCUAAAUCGCCCUGUGUUUCCUCGAGAACCACUGAAGCGCACGACUGGCAACAACUGGGUACAUGUAUAUUGUGCCCUGUGGGCACCCGAGAUCCGCUUCAGUGACGCGAAGAAGCUUGAAGUCGCAGAAGGUUUCCAACAAAUCCCACCGAGUCGGUUCGAGGCAGUGUGCAAGCUCUGCAAGAAUAAGGAUCACCGUAGUCGACUUCGGGAAAACGCUGGUGCCUGUGUCAACUGCUUCCAGUGCCAGGCAAGCUUCCACGCUUCGUGCGCAUACGAGGCAGGCUACACCUUCGGAUUCGAUGUCCAGCCAGUCAAGGGCUCGCGCAAGGACCAGAUCACAACCGCAACCUUGGGCCAGGAGACCGGUGCGCUGACCGCGGUCAUCCUCUGCAAGGAGCACAAUUCCAAGUCGAUUAUUCAUCCCACCAACGAAGUGAUCGAUGAGAGCGGGAAGACAUCUCUGCAAGUGUACGCCGAGAACUAUAAACAAGCAGAUCUCACCUUGACCGGCACGGUGCGAAAAGCUGCGCAAGCACAGCUGUCUAAAGACAAAGCCCAGCAACCCACAACCUCUGCGCAGAACGCAAGCAGGCGUGAGUCGGGAGCUCACAGCAUUGCUGCAGCGGUCCGACGUGGCGCCCGCAACUCAACAGCCGUUGCAGAGUCAAAGGCAGACCCUGACCAUGGAGAGGUGUCGGGUGCGCCGGACGCCUCGCAAGCCGAGCGACGUUGCGUGAAAUGCAACAUCGACGUCACGCCCAAAUGGCAUCCCGUAUUAAAAGAUCCUCCAGACGGGCGGCCAAAAUCGCCGGAGAGGCUAGACGAAGCUACGGAUUUGCAUAGGCCUCCUGGAGCGUCGGACACUCCAGGUGCGCAGCCACCCCAAGCGAAGCCACAGAACAUUCGAUUCAUGGCGCCAGGUGCCAGCGGCCGUGCGUGGGAUGGCAUGCCUGAGCGGUAUGGAGCACGAAACGCCACUAAUGGUGAGCGAAAUCCCAGCGAGCCGGCUUUCGGUGUACCUGUUGGAACCCCUUCGCGAGAUCCGAACAUGCCGCCGCCGGUCGAGGCCAAUGGAGAACUCCAGCCGCCGAUGGAGGACGGGAAUCGGCGCGAUACCGACGAAGUAUACCAUAAUCAUGCUCUGCCGCGAUACCAAAAUCCAGCUGCUCGUCUGACGCCGGCGCCUCCGCCAGAGCCAGAAGAACCUUCAAAAGAAGAAGAGCCUCAGGGUUUCUUGUGUCACAAGUGCUUCCUGAAGAAGAAGUUGGACCCAACACCGCCGCCUGAAGAUUCCACGGAUAAUUUGGACGCGUCGCCCUCGGCGCAGAAGGACGGCUCAUCACAAGCUCCAACUGUUCGAACAAUUGAGCAGCAAUUUGAGGUAUGGGAUCGGCCACCACCUCCGCCGACGCCAGUACCACCGCCUGUGCAUCAGCCGCCGAUGAUGAACGGGUAUGGUCCUCCUCCGCAUUAUGGCCCAACUCCAGGUAUGCCGCCGCCGCAUCAAGGAUACGCACCGCAUCCGUUUGGCCCUCCAACAAACGGCUAUCACCACCCUCCUCCGCCGCUUCAUGAACGUCAUAGCAGCUAUCCGUUUCCGCCUCUCGCAUCGCCAAACCCAGGUCCGCAUUUUGCACCUCCGCCGCCGCCUCAAUCGCGCGGACCGCCUCUCAAUGGAUAUGGACCUCCUCCACCAAGCCAGCCCAUGGCGAAUGGCAUGCCUUCUCCGCACGCAUCUGGACCGGCGAUGCAGUCACCAACGUACCAACAUCCCCCGCAAAUGCAUGGCACAAUGCCGCCACGGUCCGACCAGCCGUUCCCUGGCGUACAAUUGCAGCCGCUCGCGCCCCCUCUACAUAGCAGCCCAAGCGCGCCUUUUGGGCGGCCACGUUCAGAGCACAUGAAUGGUCCAACUCCUGGUCUUGCACAUCAGCAGCAGCAGCCGCCGCCGCCACCGCAGCAGGGACAUCCAACUCAGCCGCCAACACCUCAACCUCUGGCUGGAAGCCCACAGCCUGGUCAGGCCAGACCCGGGAGCCAGCCUCCACGGCCUACAACUCCGCGAAGUGGACAAGGGAAUGGCACUCCGAAUCCCAACAACAUGGCGGGCGCGAGCGCGAGUCCUAAUCUGAUGAACCUGAUACACCAAUAG